Colletotrichum graminicola M1.001 is the source of this 267-nucleotide messenger RNA. RefSeq lists its product as uncharacterized. Lineage: Eukaryota; Fungi; Ascomycota; Sordariomycetes; Glomerellales; Glomerellaceae. The coding region runs from base 1 to 267 and encodes 88 amino acids. The record is from RefSeq and is a predicted model, not a curated record. The transcript has a single exon.
AUGCAGCCCCAAGCAGAGAUAGCGGGAGGCAUCGAAAGCCAUUACGACAGCGUUGUAGCCACCCUCAGACGCGGGUCGAUAUUCGGUAUGGGGUUCCAAGUGUUGGGCAGGGAUAACUACAAGUGGUUGGACAAGGUUGCCGGAACAGGGAUGACAGAUCGACUGGCAAGUUUUAGCCAGGAUGCAUGGAAGCUCUGGUGGAGCGAUCGCGUGUUUUACAAUCUACUCAUGGACGGUGUGGAUGGUGUGGGUGGCCCGGCGGUCUAA